AUGGAAGCAGAUGCAGUAGUAACUUUAGAGGGAUUACCUACGGGAUUACCGACGGUAGAUGGAGAGAGGGAGACUGAAUCUACCGAUACAUAUACGAAUUCAUCCAUAUCACGUUCCCCAUCGCUAGAAUCGUCCGAAGAUCGUCCACUUUUAUCAGAUGAUGAGCGUAAUUAUGAAUCAUACGAAGAUGUGGAUGAAGUAGUAAAUAAUGGCUUUUCUGGCUCAAGUUGGGCUGCGUAUGUCAGUGUAACUUGUGUGGUUGCUGGAACUGGUGUUUUAGGCUUACCUUAUUCAAUCAAGCAAGGUGGCUGGAUAAGCUUGAGCUUGAUCCCUUUGUCAAUGUUAAUAACUUUGCACACAAGUGUCAUUUUAAUAAAAUGUCUAUAUUAUAAUAAAAAUAAACUCUAUGAUAGUGAUAGCGAUAGCGAUAAUAGCCGUAUUAACCAUAGAAAACGUUGUUUGAAUUCUUAUGGUGAUAUAGGAUAUCAAGCAUUUGGAAAUUUUGGAAGAUAUUUUAUGGUUGGAAUUUUCAAUAGCACGAUCUUGCUCGGUGUUCCUGUAUUAUUUUUUAUCCUGGCCGGACAAAGCCUUGAUAGUCUUGUAGAUCAAAUUUGGAAUAUUCAAUUAGGUGUUCGUGUAUGGACCAGUAUAUCUGCUGCAAUAGUUGCUUUGCCAUUUAUAUUCACGAAAACAUUGAAAGAAGCCAAUUGGAAUAAAGUUGUUGCAGCAGCUAUGGCAACAUGUGCGAUUAUGUAUGCAUUAGUUGCUGCUAGCGGAUAUUAUGUAUAUGGUAAUGAUACGAUGAGUCCUAUUUUCCUCAAUUUACCAAAAGGUCUAAUACUGACAACAGCAUCUCUAUUUAUAACGAUACACGUACUCAUGACUGCUCCGAUUCUUUUAACGUCUUUCGCUUGUGAUGCUGAAAGUUAUUUAAAAAUAACUAAUGAAUAUCAUUCUCCUUGUAUCGAAUUUGCUCUUCGCGCCUUGUUCAGAACAGGUCUUAUUAUUUCAUGUGCAGCUGUUGCUGUAUUGGUCCCAUUUUUUGGAGAUUUUAUGUCUCUCUUGGGUGCACUCUCAAUGUGUGUUAUCGUUUUCAUUUUCCCGGUAGUUUUUUAUUUGAAGUUAUUUGGUUGGAGAAAUUUUUCUAUCUGGGAAUUAUUGUGGAAUGCAUUUGUGAUAUUAGUAGGUGUGUUUGGUUGUGUAGUGGGAACCAAAGAUGCUGUAGUGGCUUUGGUGAGAGAUUUUCGUGAGAUGGGUGUCAACAAUUAA
Scutellospora calospora is the source of this 1269-nucleotide messenger RNA. Lineage: Eukaryota; Fungi; Glomeromycota; Glomeromycetes; Diversisporales; Gigasporaceae. The record is from the annotation of a GenBank genome assembly.